Hippoglossus stenolepis (Pacific halibut) is the source of this 10103-nucleotide messenger RNA. It is a transcript of the gene mast2, whose product is annotated as microtubule associated serine/threonine kinase 2. The record is from RefSeq and is a predicted model, not a curated record. The transcript is spliced from 31 exons. NCBI's taxonomy places the organism in Eukaryota, Metazoa, Chordata, Actinopteri, Pleuronectiformes, Pleuronectidae. Gene Ontology annotation, cellular component: microtubule cytoskeleton. The coding region runs from base 1508 to 7270 and encodes 1920 amino acids. Gene Ontology annotation, molecular function: ATP binding; protein serine/threonine kinase activity; magnesium ion binding. Gene Ontology annotation, biological process: peptidyl-serine phosphorylation; intracellular signal transduction.
UGGAGCAUGUGAACAUACUGACACAUCAGAGAAAAGAAAGCAACAACAGAAGAGACGGAGAGAUUGGAAGAGCAGGAGAAAGGAGAAGAGGAAAGAAAGAGUGUGCUCUUCUCUCGGAGGGAGGGAAACGGUCUCUUCUCUCGUCCGUCCUCCCUCGUUCCUGCUCCUGAUUCGUCCCUCUCAGCGGAGCCAGACCUCCUCCGUCCUGCAGCCUGUUUGGAGGACAUGCCGCAGACGGAGAGAUGCAGGAGAGGAGAGUGGAGAUGAAGAGAUGAUCGAGUCGCAUGGUGUGUGGACGAGUGUGUGCGUGGGAGUCCCUGAGCUCCAGCUGUCCUGAACCACAUGGAACCGGCUGGUUGGCAUGGAGAUGGAUGCGAGGUGCCUCCUCGCUCAGUGGACCGCUGCUAGCAAACAAACGGCCUCUUGUGUUCAGGCAACUCUCGGUGUCGCCCGGUGAGUCCAGCAGCUUCACGCCUAGGCCGUGUUGUCCUCUUUUCUAGAGAAAGUUACCGAGAGGCCUUUUUCUAAACUCAGUAGACAACACACACACAGACAGACACACACCAUCUGUCCGCCACCCUGUAGAGAGAGAUUCUUGACGCCGGCUCCCUCCAUGUGUUUUUGCAGCGAUCUCGGGACCUUCUUACAUCUUGACUCUAAUUAAGCCAGAGGGCAGCAAGCUGGUGCCUUCCCUCCCACCCUCCAUCCCCCGAGGCCCCAUUGUCAUCAUUAAGUUCUGCUGCGAGCCGCCCUUGAAUAAUGGAGGGAGCAGAGUCUGCUCUGGACUAGUGCCUUGAGGGUGGGAGGCGGACGGAGAACAGCGUGAUAGAGAAACGAAUGAGGAGGCGAGCGGUGGAGUGGAGCUCUGUACGAGAGGGAGGUGGAGGGGUGUGUCCAGCGCUGAACGGAGCAGCAGCCAAACAGAGGCUGAGCUCAGGAUCGACACGUGCUCCAACCAGGACGCACGGGAGAAGAUGAUCUCCACAUCCAGACCACACCUUCCUCUGCACCGGGCUGGAAUCACACCAGAUAAAGGAAGAGAAGACAGGAGACUGCACCACUCUUAGUUUUUCCAUCCCUGUGUUUGUCUCUGAACGUCUGUUGAAGGAAUCUCCCUGAAGCCUGGGAUUCUCUGUUUUUAUCCACCUCAGUAAGAAACUGACUUGACACAGAUUCUCUUCUUCUCUCUGAACCUUCAGGAGUUUGAAUCAUCUUCAAAGAACCAAACCAGGUUUAUUCAGCCCGAGUCUCACGUGAAGAUUUGUCAAAGAAACAACACGACAGAGCUUGUUAUAGACCUGGAAAACGAUCAGAGAGGAUUCCUAAUAGAAGAGGACACUCUUUCAAACAGUGCGUUGAGUUGUUGGCAUCAGUUGAUCGACAAAGGAAGAGCGAGGAGGCUGUGAUGUAACUUCCUCCACGUGGUCGGACUUCCUGGAAAGUGCCUGAACUUUGUAGCUUUGUUAACCAAAAACCAAAAAGCUAAAAAAUCCACUGGCGCUGAAUCAUGGACGACUCGAGUAUUUUGAGGCGCAGAGGACUCCAGAAGGAGCUGAGUCUUCCCAGAAGAGGCAGCUUAAUCUGGUCGCCGGCUCAGCUGCGUUGCCACAGCAACAGCAGCCUCCUCCAGCACCUGCUGUCCCCCACUUCCUUUCAUCCCUCUGCCGCUCAGGCGCCCGUCAUCACCCUCUCUCCCUCCUCUUUCUCCUCCUCCUCUCCCUCCCUCUGUUCCUCUGACGGCCCUCUGUCAGCCCCUGUUCACCAGCGAGGAAACCCCUUCCUCUGGAGCUGUCGGACGAGCAACAGGAAGAGCCUGAUUGUGACGUCCAGCACCUCCCCCACCCUCCCCCGACCACACUCACCUCUGCAUGGACACACAGGAACCAGCCCACUGGACAGUCCUCGCAACUUCUCCCCCAGCACAGCGGCACACUUCUCCUUCGUCCCUGCACGCAGUCACGGACACAGGGCUGACAGGACGGAUGGAAGACGCUGGUCUCUGGCCUCGCUGCCGUCCUCUGGCUAUGGCACCAACACUCCCAGCUCCACUGUCUCGUCCUCCUGUUCAUCUCAGGAGAAGCUGCACCAGCUGCCCUUCCAGCCCACGCCGGACGAGCUGCACUUCCUCACCAAACACUUCAGCUCCGAGAGCAUCACGGACGAGGAGGGACGCCACUCCCCCCUCAUGAGGCCGCGGUCCCGGAGCCUCAGUCCCGGCCGCUCGCCCAUCUCCUUCGACCAUGAGAUCGUGAUGAUGAACCAUGUGUACAAGGAGCGGUUCCCCAAGGCGACGGCUCAGAUGGAGGAGCGUCUGGCCGAGCUGCUCUGCUCCUCGGCCCCGGACAAGGUGCUGGCCGACGGGGUCCUGAGCUUCAUCCACCACCAGCUGCUCGAGCUGUCCAGAGACUGCCUGGAGAAAAGCCGAGAGGGCCUCAUCACCUCCCGCUACUUCUACGAGCUGCAGGAGAACCUGGAGAAGCUGCUGCAAGAUGCUCACGAGCGCUCGGAGAGCGUGGAGGUCACGUUCGUCACGCAACUCGUCAAGAAGCUGAUGAUCAUCAUCGCCCGGCCUGCGCGUCUGCUGGAGUGUCUGGAGUUUGACCCUGAGGAGUUCUACCACCUGUUGGAAGCAGCAGAGGGUCAUGCUAAGGAAGGUCAGGGCAUCAAGUCCGACAUCCCCAGAUACAUCAUCAGCCAGCUGGGCCUCACCCGGGACCCCCUGGAGGAAAUGGCCCAGCUGAGCAGCUAUGACAGCGGGAACCCGGAAACCCCCGAGACGGACGACUCGGUGGACAGUCAAGGAAACACAGUUCCAGCUGCACCGACUCAGCCUAAAACCAAACCCCCCCGAGAGGAAGACUUUGAAACCAUCAAGCUCAUCAGUAACGGAGCUUAUGGUGCUGUGUUUCUGGUGCGUCACAAAGAGUCCCGGCAGCGAUUCGCCAUGAAGAAGAUCAACAAGCAGAACCUGAUCCUGAGGAACCAGAUCCAACAGGCCUUCGUGGAAAGAGACAUCCUGACGUUCGCCGAAAACCCGUUUGUCGUGUCCAUGUUCUGCUCUUUUGAGACCAGACGCCACCUCUGCAUGGUGAUGGAGUACGUGGAGGGGGGCGACUGUGCCACGCUGCUGAAGAACAUCGGAGCGCUGCCGGUCGACAUGGCUCGGAUGUACUUCGCUGAAACCGUCCUCGCACUCGAGUAUCUUCACAACUACGGCAUCGUACACAGAGACCUCAAACCUGACAAUCUCCUCAUCACGUCCAUGGGACACAUCAAGCUGACGGACUUCGGCCUCUCAAAGAUCGGUUUGAUGAGUUUGACCACAAACUUGUACGAAGGACACAUCGAGAAAGACACCAGAGAGUUCCUGGACAAACAGGUGUGCGGUACUCCAGAGUACAUCGCUCCAGAGGUGAUUCUGCGUCAGGGCUACGGGAAGCCGGUGGACUGGUGGGCGAUGGGCGUCAUCCUGUACGAGUUCCUGGUGGGCUGCGCUCCGUUCUUCGGGGACACGCCGGAGGAGCUGUUUGGUCAGGUCAUCAGUGAUGAAAUCAUUUGGCCAGAGGAAGAGGAAGCUCUGCCUCAGGAGGCUCAGGAUCUCAUCUGCAAGCUGCUGAGGCAAAACCCACUGGAGAGACUGGGCACAGGAAGUGCCUAUGAGGUGAAGCAGCACUCGUUCUUCACAGACCUGGACUGGAACAGCCUGCUGAGGCAGAAAGCCGAGUUCAUCCCUCAGCUGGAGUCUGAGGACGACACCAGUUACUUCGACACUCGGUCUGAUCGGUACCACCACGUGGAUUCAGAGGAGGAAGACGACACCAAUGAUGAAGAGCACGUGGAGAUUCGACAGUUCUCCUCCUGCUCGCCUCGCUUCAGCAAGGUUUACAGCAGCAUGGAGCGUCUGUCUCUGCACGAGGAGAAGAGAACUCCUCCUCCCACCAAGCGCAGCCUCAGUGAGGAAGGAGGAGAUCGGAUCGACAGCCUGAGUGGACUGAAGUCCAGAGAUCGAUCGUGGCUGGUGGGAUCUCCAGAGAUCCUGCGGAAGCGUUUGUCUGUUUCCGAGUCGUCGCACACGGAGAGCGACUCCAGCCCUCCGCUGACGGUCCGGAGGCGCUGCUGCUCCGCCAUCAUCGAGAUGCCACGCUUUGCCAUUUCCUCUGAGGAGGAAGGACAAGCUGCAGCUGGAAGCAGAAAGAGCCCGAGCCUGAGUGCGCUGAGGCUGGGCCCCCGGAGCGACGAGCUGCCCCUCGCCAUCCCAGAGCUCCCGCUGGAGAGAGAGCUGAAGCUGGACGAGUCCCCCACCACCCCGAGCUCCACCUCCAGUCAGCUGAGCAAGGCCACGCUCACACCCGGCAGCUCAGGCGACGUGUGUGAACGUGCUAACGGCAGUAAUGGCGUUAACGGCCGAGCAGCUAAAGCCGACAGCGACUCUCCAUCGACUCCUAAAGCCAUCAGCGACCUGGCCGCUCGCAGGGCUCGUCAUCGCCUGCUGUCCGGAGACGCUGACAAGCACACGGCGACUCAGAGCUCCAGGCCGCUCAACAAGGUCAUCAAGUCGGCCUCGGCCACCACGCUGUCGCUCAUGAUCCCUGCAGAUCACCACGGAGCCUCCCCACUGGCCAGCCCCAUGUCCCCCCACUCGCUGUCGUCCAAUCCGUCGUCACGUGACUCCUCGCCGAGCCGGGAUCUGGCCCCGGCCGUGACCAACGUCAAACCCGCCAUCGUGAUCCACAGAGCGGGGAAGAAGUACGGCUUCACCCUGAGAGCGAUCCGCGUCUACAUGGGCGACUCUGACAUCUACACCGUGCAUCACAUGGUCUGGCACGUGGAGGAUAAGGGUCCGGCCCACGACUCGGGGCUGAGGGAGGGGGACCUCAUCACCCACGUGAACGGAGAAGCGGUCCAUGGUCUGGUUCACACCGAGGUGGUGGAGCUCAUCCUGAAGAGCGGCCCCAAAGUGUCCAUCUCUGCCACCCCGUUCGAAAACACGUCCAUCAAAGUGGGGCCCGCCCGAAAGACGAACCAGAAGACCAAGAUGGCGAGACGCAACAAGAAGACCAAGACCAAGGAGGGUCAGGAGAGUAAGAAGAGGACGUCUCUGUUCAGGAAGAUCACCAAGCAGGCGUCUCUCCUCCACACCAGCCGCAGUCUGUCCUCUCUGAACCGCUCCCUGUCGUCCGGGGAGAGCGGCCCCGGCUCCCCCACACACAACCUGUCCCCACGGAGCCCAACGCAGGGCUACAGGUCCACGCCAGACUCCGCCCACUCAGUUGGUGGAAACUCGUCCCAGAGCAGCUCCCCGAGCUCCAGCGUCCCAAACUCCCCCGCGAGCUCGGGCCACAUCCGGCCCAGCUCUCUGCACGGCCUCGCCCCGAAGCUCCAGCGACAGUACCGCUCGCCCCGACGCAAGUCAGCCGGCAACAUCCCCCUCUCCCCUCUGGCUCGCACGCCUUCGCCCACGCCUCAGAGCAGCUCGCCGCAGCGCUCCCCCUCCCCGCUGUCCAGCCACGCUCUGGGACAGUCCGCCGUGGGACAGUCGUUCCCCGUGAAGCUCCACUCCUCCCCUCCCCUGGUGAGGCAGAUCUCCAGACCCAAGAGCGCCGAGCCUCCGCGCUCGCCGCUCCUCAAGAGGGUGCAGUCGGCCGAGAAGCUGGCCUCCUCCCUCUCUAACUCCCCCUCGUCUCCCUCCGGCGUGGCGACGGGGGCGGCGGCUGCGGGGAGUCGUAAACACAGUCUGGACAUCUCACAUUCAGAGUUCAAGAAGGAGAUUCUGCAGAGAGAGCCGAGUCUACAGAGUCUUCAGGAGUCGGCCAGCGAGGGGCUUCUGUCCUCGGCCGGUCGUGGCGUGGAGACGGGCAGCCUGCAGAAGCACUCGUCCUCCUCAUCUAGGAAGUUGGGACGUCAGGAGGGCGACGGCGGCCUGAUCUCCGGUUCUCUGGGCCUCGCCCCCGGGAAGAGCAAACUGAAGGACAAGCUGUCGGCCAUCCGGCAGGACCGGGCCGAGCGGAGAGAGUCGCUGCAGAAGCAAGACGCCAUUCACGAGGUGGACUCGUCUGAGGACGAGACGGAUGAGGGCUCAGAGGACAGCCAGGACGGACGCAGGGGGACGACCUUCACCACUCCUCCCCUCCUCAGGCCCACCACUGUGAGAACAGGCCCCGGAGGCACCCUGCCGUCCCUCUGCCUCUCCCCCUGCACGCCUCACGCCACUUUCACCCACACAGGGCCCUCGCUGGCAGCCAGGCAGCCCCUCCCCUCGCUUACAGAGACAAAGUCUGGACUGAGAGAGGGAGGCUCUGCCGCGUCCUCAGAAGACGCUCUGAGACAAGAGAGGAAGGUUCUGGAGCAGGGCGCCACCACUAAACCAGCUCAGGGCCCCCUCCCCUUCUCCACGCCAGGCAGUGCGUUCAUCUCCGUCAGCAGAGACAUGUUCCUCAAACCCGCAACUCCGCCCGACUCCAGGAGUCUCAGAGCGAGAACUGGACCAUCAGAGUCCAGAGCUGCAGACAGAAACCUGGACAGCCCUAAAACCCCAUCGACCGCCAUCACUGCAAGCGCCACCGACUGCAGGGCGACCACGAGCGCCACAGACUGCAGAGCGACCACGAGUGAGACCACGGGUACGACAGACCAAACCACUGAAACCCCCCGCGCCUCCUGCUCCUCCCCCGGCGUACCGAAGGAGAAGAAGGAGGCAGACAACCGGAGACUCUGCGCCGCUGUGGCUGCAACUGUGAGUGUGUCGCCGUCAUCCACCUCAAGCUCCAACUCCAGUUCAAGCUCUCCAGUCCCGCCCCCUGAGAGUGGCGUGGACAAAGUGGCGUCCCAGCUGGCGAUCGUAGCAAAGAGCGUUCUCUGUCCCGUCAAACUGACCACGGCUGCAGACCCGAAGGACCAGAAACCAUCAACUGACUCGUUUCCCUCCAAACCGCUUCCUGCCCCUCAGUCGCCAGCUCCACAGAGAACUGAGCGAGUAGCGUCGCUGACCGUCUCGCAGACAUCGGCCAAACCCUCGACCCAAAAAGACUUCGCAGCCCCGGCGCCGCCGUCCUGCAAGGACGUCCCCGACCGCCCAGACAGACCCACAUCAGGGUCUGUGAGUCGGGAGAACGCCGCCACGCCUGCACAGCGGGUGGGAGCGACAAGCCUCCCCGCCACUGCAGCAUCUGAGCCACAGCGCAAGAGGUUCGAACCCCAGACAACAACUGCGACCGCCGCCAUGUCCGCCUGCUCCUCGCCACGAGACAAAGCAACCACCAAGAAGACGUAGCAGCAGAAUGUACAGAUCACGUGAGUCAGUGUCGGCCGCAGGUUCUAAAACCCUCUCGCUGCAUGUUUGGACGGAAACAACAGAAUCAGAACUUCACAGUGAAACAGAGACUUUGACUUUCACCACGUGGAGGGAGGCGGAGCGCGGUCACAUGUGGUCGACCUCUUUCCAUUCCAGACGCUUCGGUUCCUGCGUUUCGACCAAAAAACACGAGGAGCCUCGUCUUUCUCUUUCUUUUAAGGGGCUGGAAGUAACGAGCUCGGUGGUUCGUGCACAAACCAACACAGCGUCCUCACUCCCAGUUUCCUGCUGCUGCUUCAUCAACUUCAUGUUCAACAGAGACACUCGUCUUCUCAUCCCUUCCUCCCUGUGGCGCGUUCUCAGCCAGCAGGGGGCGCCCAGCGUACGAUUAGCAAACUGCGUGAACGCAUUACAGUUUGUUUAGUGUAAAUCUUAGUCAUUGUACAGUCAGCGUCCAGAACCAGGACAAAGCAGAUUCUGCUCCGGGCCCCGAGGAUCCGACCCUGCAGGUGUUUCCCUCAGCUCAGACUCACAGGCAGUUUACAGAACUCUUUGUGAAUGUUGGAUUCGAUCGAGGUUUGACAGACGAGUGCAGACGGAGGCAAGAGGCACAGAUUGUAAAGACUGUGUCUGAACUCUGGAUCUUUACUCCACGUUCACUGUGGCCGGUUAGUUUCUGAGUCGAUUUUCACAUAUUUGGAAAACACCGACUAAACAAAUCUCCUCCAGCUCAACAUGUGAUCGUUAGCUAAGAUGCUACACGAUCGACUUUUAAUCGUUAGUAUAAAUUCUCAGAUUUUCUCAGCGUUUUAUUCGUCCCUGCUCAUUUUUAUUAAAACCGUCGCUUCACGAGUUAAAAGGACAAAACGUCGGCACAGGAAGAUUAAACAUUGAGCUGCAGUUAUUAAAUUUCCUCAAAGUAAAGAUUCAGAUUCUAUAAACACGCUGAGGCUUGACCUAGCAUAUUAGCAUUAGCAUGGUUAGACGAGGGCCCAGGUCCCUUCUCCUGGGGCCCUAACGUCCCUCGAGAGGCUCCUGCUCUUCACGUCUCUGUCAUUUACCAAACGUUUAGUUCCCAACACAAAGACAUGAGGGUUUACAUCUUGUGAGUUUCUGGGUCCUGAGCUGCAGCGAAGGAUCCGACCUGAGAAACGUUGUCCGACCACCAACUCCGUCACUUCCUGCCCCGACAGCCUUUUGUUUUCUAUCUGGACCAAGUCGCUGUGUUUUCAGUCAAAUCCUGUGAAGUCACCAGACUUUACUUUGUGUUGGUGUGAGGGAGACGCUCAUCUGUGCAUGGUUAUGUGUAUAUAUAAGAGUAUUUAUCUGUUGUACUCCUGUUUUAUACCCUGAGAGAGAGUGUGUGUGUGUGCGUGUGUGUGUGUAUCAGACAUCAGGUUUGGCACAAAACUUUUAUUUUGUCAGAUAAAUAGACAAAAAUCUCUAAAAGUUAAUCAGUGACUGGUGUGUGUGUGUGUGUGUGUGUGUGUUCGGUUCUUCUGUUGCUUUUUUUUGUUUUUGAAAAAACGAAAUGUAAUUUCCUCCCGUUUAUUUCUCGAUAUCCAACAUUGAUUUUCCUCUCGUCCUUCAUUCCUCUCGUACGUUUCGCUUGCAGUUUUUGUUUUGGUCCGAGUCACAUGUUGCAGAACGUUUCCGGCUGUUUCUCCGAAGCAGGUCCACGUCCUCGUUGUGCGUCCGUGACGAGCGACGCCUCCCUCGGUGUUUGUGUGUUUGCUGACAUCACAGUUCUCUGACUCCAGUUGAACGGACUCCGAGGAACUGACUCUGUCGUGUUUACAUGUGGUUUCUGUUUGGUUUCUGUGUUAUUUUCGUUGAUGGAACUUGUUGCCUGUAGCAAUCAGACCUCCUCAGGCCUCCGUGCGUUCAGGCCUCGGUGUGUUACAAGAAAUACAAACGUAGGUUUGUGGGAAAUUAGAAAUGUCUUCAUUACUUCAUUGUUCUUCAAGACAAAUCAAACGUUCGUGCCUGAAAACUUCAUUCGUCUGAUUAACUGGAUUCGCUCUCGACACACACACACACACACACACAGAUCAAAGUGUGAGUCAUCUAACGUAGCGAUGCCAGUUUGACUACACACACACACACACACUUUCUCCCGUGUGUAAAAGAUGAUGGUGCAGCCAUCUGCUGGAGACUGAAGCAAGUGUCAGUUUCCCUGGUGGAGUCAUUAAUCUAAAGCCCAGAGCCUGUUGGACACACAGACACACACACACACACACACACACACACAGACACACAAGGUCGGCUCCUCUGUGUCGUCCCGUUCGGUUACACUUUUGUCCGACCUCCAGCCUGUGUUUACCCAUCAUGCACCUCUGCUGCUCUGUGGCCACGUUCAGCGGAGUUUCACUUGUUCUGUGUUCGAGUGAUGGAUCAGAGCGAGUUGAGAGUCUGACUCCUGAGACGCUCCAGAGGAAUCAAACUUGUGACUGUCGGUAUGAAAAGGUACGAGGUGAAGCCUAAUGGCCACUGACACACACACACACAGACACACACACACACACACAUUCAGUUAGUCUGAGUGCGGCGGCCGAGCAGCAGAAAACACCUUUUCACUGCCUCGACAGACGUUUGCAGUAUUUCAGUGUUUCCAUGUUGUGUGUUUUCUCUGUGACACACGAGUGAUGAAGAGGAGGAGGAGGAAGAUUCAGCCGUGCACCGUAAAAAGCUUGAGUGAGAUAAAAACAUUGCUGAGUAAAACCAGUGCAAUAUCUUUUUAUUUUUUAUUGUGGUAAACGCAUGUUGUUGUCAAUCUUACCUUACGACAAUAAUAAAGUUUUUUUUAUGUACA